This is a messenger RNA of Sorex fumeus (smoky shrew), 459 nucleotides long. RefSeq names its product 10 kDa heat shock protein, mitochondrial. NCBI's taxonomy places the organism in Eukaryota, Metazoa, Chordata, Mammalia, Eulipotyphla, Soricidae. The transcript has a single exon. Bases 44 to 352 code for a protein of 102 amino acids. The record is from RefSeq and is a predicted model, not a curated record. Gene Ontology annotation, cellular component: mitochondrial matrix. Gene Ontology annotation, molecular function: metal ion binding; ATP binding; protein-folding chaperone binding.
UUCGGCGGCAUGAGUGCGAGCUCGGAGUGCGGCAGUCGGCGUCAUGGCAGGACAAGCAUUUAGAAAAUUUCUUCCGCUCUUUGACCGCGUCUUAGUUGAGAGGAGUGCAGCUGAAACUGUAACCAAAGGAGGCAUUAUGCUUCCUGAGAAAUCUCAAGGAAAAGUGUUGCAAGCCACGGUGGUUGCUGUUGGAUCGGGCUCGAAAGGGAAGGGUGGAGAGAUUCAACCAGUUAGUGUAAAAGUUGGAGAUAGAGUACUUCUACCAGAAUACGGAGGCACCAAAGUGGUUCUAGAUGACAAAGAUUAUUUCUUGUUUAGAGACGGUGAUAUUCUUGGAAAGUAUGUAGAUUGAAAUACCACUAUUGAAACGGCAUCCCAUGAAGCUUCCCAUUCCACGAAAUUCUGAAAUCUUUCAUCAUGUAAAUAAUUUCCAUGUCUCUUUUAUAAUAAACUAGUGAU